UUUUCUCCCACCGUAAUCCGCCCCCUUCCUCCCGUGCACGCGACCAUUUUGCCAAGACUUGAAAAAAUAAAAAUAAAAAUUAAAAAAUAAAAACGGCGGAAAAUCGAAAAAUUCCAACCUCUUUCGCACCCGUCGUCCCCUUCCUUCGCCACUCUCGCGCUCCCUCUCUCUCCUGCUCAACCAGCCGAGCCCCAGCCCAAUCCCUCGUCUUCAUCACUCUCAAGCGCACCAGGUUUUACAAAACCCUAAUCAUACUUCAUGGACCAAAACGAUGCGGCGCUCGACUUUGGCGCCGCCGACUUUCACCCUCACGUCAGUCAGCCCGGCCACGAGAUGCCAGCUCUUAACGAGGACGAGACACCGGAAACUCUGGCAGAACUUUCUAUUCAUUUCGAGGACGCCGAGUUCGGCGAGUCUCUGCGGGGAUCUCCCAAUACGGCCGACCCGCCUCUCUCCUCCUCUUCCUGUGAUGUAGCUCCAGUUUCUGAACCCGCGGGUGAAGUCGUAUCAAUUGAAGAGGUUUCCGCCAGUAUGGCUUUAGAUUUUGAGGCGAUGCAUGCUGUAGAUGAUAGCGUGGUGGCCGCGAUGGCAGAAACGGGUGAUACCGGCGGUAUCGCGAUUGAUGAAAACUCCACGAUGACGGUGGAAGUGGUAGACAGUGGCCCUGUAAAGCGGAAGCGAGGAAGGCCGCGUAAGAAUCCUGAAGCGAAGGCUGCACCACUGGUGAGGAAGAAGGAGCGGGAGGAUGUCUGCUUUGUUUGCUUCGAUCGGAGGAAUCCGAAUAUCGUGGCUUGUAACAGGAGGGGGUGUUAUAAAGCUUAUCAUGCUACUUGUGUGAAUCGGGACGAUGCAUUCUUUCGUUCAAAGGGAAAAUGGAACUGCGGUUGUCAUAUAUGCAGCACCUGUCAGAAAGCUGCUCACUAUAUGUGCUACACGUGCACAACAUCUUAUUGCAAAGAAUGCGUCAUUGAUGAAAGUAAAUACGUUUGUGUAAGAGGAAAUUGUGGAUUUUGUCAGAGUUGCCAUAAUACUGUUACACUGAUAGAGCAAAACAAGCUUGCUUUUGAGAAGGAUGGCUUGGAUUUUGAUGAUACAGAUAGUUUCACGUAUUUGUUUAAAGCUUAUUGGUUGGAUCGGAAAGUAAAAUUGUCAUUGACAUCUGAAGAGCUCAAUAAUGCCAGACAUCCAUAUUCUGUUGCUCCUGAUGAGGAUUCGUCUGAUGAAUUAUAUGAUGUUAAUGAGGAUCAGGGUUCUAGUUCCGAAGGUUCAGAUCAUAAGAGCAACAUCUUGUCAAAGAAGAAAGUUAGAAGUCGUUCGCAGGCCAUUCCUGUUGACAAAAAUCCUGAAAUAGCAGUUGAUCAAGGGACAUCAAUGCCUCAGGAAACUGGUUGGGCUUCAAUGGAGCUCUUGGAGCUUGUGGGUCACAUGAGGAAUGAAGAUCAAUCUUUUAUAUCUCAAUUUGAUGUUCAGGCACUUCUCCUUGACUAUAUAAAGAAAUAUAAUCUUAGAGAUCCUCGCAGGAAAAGUCAAAUUAUUUGUGAUUUGAGACUUCGAAACCUUUUUGGGAAAGAUAGAGUAGGUCAUUUUGAAAUGCUGAAACUGCUUGAAUCACAUUUUCUUUCAAAAGAGGUACCGCAAGUAGUGGUAGAUGGCAAUCAGGUGGAAACUUCAGAUACUGAUAAUAAACUUACUGAUGAUGUUGAAGAAGGUGACACAUUUUCAAAAGUAGUUUCUGACAAGAGACGGAAAAACCGUAAAAGAAUUGAGGAGAUAGAACCACAGAUGAAUGUUGAUGAUUUUGCGGCAAUUGAUGUUCAUAACAUAACUCUUAUUUUCCUGCGCCGAAGCUUACUGGAGGAUUUGCUUGAUGAUAUGGAAACAUUUAAUGAUAAAGUUGUUGGCUCCUUUGUGCGAAUAAGGAUAUCUAAUGCUGGUCAAAGACAAGACUUGUACAGACUGGUGCAAAUUGUUGGAACACAGGAAAGUUCAAAACCAUAUAAGGUUGGUAAGAAGACAACAGAUAUUUUAUUGGAGAUAUUAAAUUUGAACAAGAAAGAGACUUCAACAAUUGAUAGUAUUUCAAAUCAGGAUUUUACUGAGGAGGAGUGCCAACGAUUGAGGCAAAGCAUUAAAUGCGGGCUUAUUGAUCGACUAAAACUGGGCUACAUUCAGGAGAAGGCCAAGGUUCUUCAUGCAGUGAGAGUCAUUGACUCAAUUGAAACUGAGAAGUUACGGCUUAGCCACCUCCGUGAUCGUGCAAGUGAAACAGGUCGCAGAAAAGAGCUUAGAGAGUGUGUAGAAAAGUUGCAGCUUCUGAACAAUCCAGAUGAGCGCCGAAGAAGAUUGAAUGAAGUGCCUCAAAUACAUGCUGAUCCAAAGAUGAAUCCAGAAUAUGAGUCUUCGGAAGAAGAGGAAGGUGAUAAAAAUCAAGAUUACCAGAAUCGAUCAAAGGAAGCUUUAUCCCUGAGAAAGAAAAGGGAGUUAGUUCCUCGCGGAAGAGCUGGUACUGUAAGAAAUAACUGGAAUGGUAUGCAUAGAAGUCCAACUUACAAUUGUGAAACAAGCAGAAAAAUUCAGGGUGAAGUUUGGCAAGAUAGAUCGGACAUAUAUAACAGUACGGCUGAAAGACCAAAUGAAAUUCUUCUGAAUCAAAGCAAAGAGACGUAUCAUUCUGAGGCCAGUUUUACUGGUCUUCAGACUCCAAAUCCUGGCAACUAUGCUCCAAAAUCUUUUGGACAGCAGUCACAUGGUUCUGUUCCUGAAAUUAACUCGGCGAACCACCCUGAAGUUUUAUUGCCAUCUAUAACAAAUGAGGCCGACAAGAUUUGGCACUACCAAGACCCAUCCAUGAAUAUCCAGGGACCAUUUUCAAUAUCACAGUUGCGCAAGUGGAAUACUACUGGCUAUUUCCCACCUGAUAUGAGGGUAUGGAGAACUUCUGAGAAGCAGGAAGACUCCAAAUUAUUGGCGGAUGUACUAGCUGGAAGAUUUUAUAAUGACCCACCGCAGCAGGUCACUCAGCAUGGCAGCUUUUCACAUCAGCUUGCAUGGGCUGAAAGGCAGCAGACCAGAGGCAAUUGGAAUGCACUUCAAAAUAUCAAGCAAACAACUUUAGAUGUUUUGCCUCAGCCACCACCUGUUUGGUCUGUACCUGGGGUUGAAGUGUCUAAUUCUUCUGAGGGAAAGCCAGGCAUAUAUUCUAGCCCCUGGUCCAGCAACCCUAAACCUACUGGCCCAAUAUACAAUAAUCCAUAUCAAUUUCCGGUGAUCCUCCAAGAAGCUGGGAGAGGAGGAAAUGGCAGCGGAUGGAACCAGGAACAGGAUCAUGGGAAUAUUUGGAGUCCAACUAGGCCUACGGUUGGGAUGCCUAGUAAAACUCCAAUGGUUGAAGCCAAUCAUACUUUAGAACCCUCCAUUGUUUCUUCUAUUCCCAGCACCAAUGAGCAAAUUUGUCGAAUGAAAAAAUAUCAAUCCUAUGAAACUGACUGCCCAAGUCCGACUCCUACAACUGAGAGGAAUGAAUCGUUAUUACGGCAGGAUGAACUAGGUUCUACCAAGAAUUGUCCUGCAACACUGGAUGGACUGAGUGGCAACAUGGCACUUAAUCAUGGGCCUGCUGCUGCUCCAUCUGGAAUACUGGACUCUUCUCAUCCUGCUCAUCCUGCUCAUCCUGCUCAUCCUGCUCAUCCUGCUCAUCAUUCAAUUAUUAACUUUGAAUCAUCAAAUACAGCUUCGGCUGUGGGUUUGACAGACAAAAUUCCAUGUAAUGGAAUGCAAAAGAUGGACAACGCAAAAUCUGAGUUACCAAACAAUCUUUCUCCAAUUGCUACUAAUGAUGAUAUAGGCAGCGGGCAAUCUCAAAACCCUAUGCUGAACUAUUCACCCAUUCAUCAAGCGAACCCACAAAAUGCGAGCGAAAUGGAGUCUUCCCUUCCAUCUCCUACGCCCAAGAGCAGUAAGAGUACUUGGGGAAUAGAUACUCCCAGCUCAUCCAGUAAUGUAUCCUCUCAAAACCAAAACCUACAGACGAUACAAAAUGCUACUUCAUCUUGGGGUGUGGCACUGCAAGGAAAUGCAGGCUGGGGCGCACCGUCCUAUGCGAAUGCCAAUGCAAGUACAGGUUGGGGGGCAGCAACUGCUCAGGGAAAUCCAAAUCCCAAUACUAGUUGGGGUGCACCAAUUCAGGCGAAUAGAAAUGCGAAUAUUGGCUGGGGGUUACCUGUUCAAUUGAAUGCGAAUACAAAUACGGGAUGGGGGGCUCCGUCUCAGGGUAUUGCAAAUCCCAAUGAUGCUAGUGCAAGAGCUGGCUGGGGAUCAGCAUAUGGGAGUCGAAAUGGGGGCUGGAAAUCAUCCGAUAGAGAUACAAGCAGACGCUCCGUCUAUGAAGUUCGCAAUGGAGAUGGUUUCUCUCGACACAGAGACAGAGAUACUGGUCGUCGUGGUGGGAAUGAUUAUAGGAAUAACCAGUUGCAGUCAGGUGGAAGGGGAGGUCCAUCAUGGCCCCAUCAAGCUUCUGCUGGUGGGGACGGACAGAGAGGAGUGUGCAAGUUUUAUGAUAGCGGACACUGCAAGAAGGGGAGAUCGUGUAAAUAUUUGCAUGAUGAUCUAAGGAGAGACAUUUGAUAGCCUUCUUGUACAGUAUUAUUAACUUUGAUCGGCUGCAGGCAUGAAAGCUUUGCUUUGUUUUAUCAUGUAAGUUUAGGUAACUUUUUUCUGCAUGUUUCUUUAAUAUUCUCUUAGCUUCUCUAUUUUUCUCAUGUAUCAGUAGUUAAUAAGAUAUGCAGAGCUUUUCCACACUUAAUAGUAGCUUUUUAACUUAUUGAAAAAUAUUGUGGUUGGCAAUAUCAAUGCAUCAUGAAAGAUAGUUCAUGCUCAUGUGCCUGACCAAAAUGUCUCAAGCUACACACUCCAUUGUAGCUGGUUGUUAAAUGAUCCGAGAAAAGUUGUAAAACGUCCUAUAAUUUAUUGAAGUGUC
This is a messenger RNA of Phalaenopsis equestris, 4975 nucleotides long. RefSeq names its product zinc finger CCCH domain-containing protein 19-like. The coding region runs from base 259 to 4623 and encodes 1454 amino acids. The transcript is spliced from 10 exons. The record is from RefSeq and is a predicted model, not a curated record. Lineage: Eukaryota; Viridiplantae; Streptophyta; Magnoliopsida; Asparagales; Orchidaceae. Gene Ontology annotation, molecular function: protein binding; metal ion binding; DNA binding.